AUUACACAUUUAUUUAUUAAGAAAACGGUUAUUUAUCUAAAAUAGUAAUGAAUAAAAUUUGUCGAAUAUGUCUUGAAGAAGGUGUUCUAUCGUCUGUAUUUGCCAAAAAUUAUAAUAUAUCACUAUGUGAUAUGAUAGAGUAUUGUUGUAAUAUAAAGAUAAGCAAAGAUGAUGGUUUGCCGGAACAAGUAUGCAGUAACUGUAUUUAUAAGAUGGGCAUUGCUUACCAUUUCAAACAAACUUGCGAAAGCGCUGAUAUAAGACUGAGACAAUAUUUAGGACUGAGAAUUCCAAGCAAAUACAAUGAUGCUUGUGUAGCAACUGAUCCAUUUGUGCCCACUCAUACAACAAUGAUAAAGAAAUGCAAAUGCAAGCAACAAGAACCAAAGAGACAAACUAAUUAUAAGAAGAAAUCCGAGUCUGAGAAAAUGAAACGUGGUCCCAAACCAAAGCCUAAACAAGAUCACCAAUGUUAUCAGUGUGAUAAGCAGUUCCGAUGUCAGGCACAACUAGAGAUGCAUGUUAGGACCCACACAGGAGAUAAACCCUUUGUGUGCAUGUAUUGUCCUCGCAGAUUCACACAGAAACAUAAUCUUACCAUACACCUCCGAAUACAUACUGGCGAGAAACCUUUUCAAUGUGAAGUAUGCAGCAAAAGAUUCUCAGCGCAAGGAAACCUUCAUGCCCAUUUAAAGAUCCACACUGGCCAAAGAGAUCAUGAAUGUUCAAUAUGUAAUAAGAGUUUUAUAACUUCAAGUGAGUUGACGCGACAUAUGAACAAACACAGAGGAGUUAGAAACUAUAAAUGUGAUCUCUGUGGAGCUGCCUAUGUGCAUUCUAGAGACCUUAAAUUACACAAAUUAAAAAAGCAUCAAGUAGUUCAACAGAAUACUAAGCUCCAAAAUGAAGGAUUUAACAACAGCGGCAACAUUGACAUUAUAGGAAUAGAUGUUGGAAAAGAGCCACCAAUGAAAGACGUUGGACAUCUUAUACCACAUUUGAUUAAUGACAAACCGGAGCAGAAUCUUCCAGUUAUUCCCGAGAACCAGUCACUAAUGCCUUUUGAACAGAAAACUAAGGAAAUGUUUCAUCAAUAUUCCAGUAAAGUUUUUGAGGUUCACAACUGUGCUAUAUGUGGUGAAGACUUUGAUUAUGUGACUGCUUUAGCCCAACACUAUUUGCAUCAACACAAAGACCAUGAAAAUAUACACUCUAAAGUCUAUGGGCUGCCACACUAGAACUUUUUCUUUCACAUCUAUAGUAAUGCUGAUGAUAAUGGUUUCCUACUGUCUUAUUUACCAGGUAACCAUAGAAAUACAUUUUAUCCUUUUCUCCUUUAGCAAUCUUUAGACUCUUUCAGAGUCUAAUAAGCCACUCCAAUGUUAUUUUACGUAAAUGGGUUAUACACUUAAGUAUUCUGCCUAAUAGACAGAAUAUACCUUUAUAAUAUUAAAAAGGCACACUUGUGUGGCAAAAAUGCCAAAAAUGUUAUAUAAAUAUAGAGCUAGGAUGCAGAAGGAAAGACUUAACAAUUUUAAUCUAUUUAUUGCAUGGCCAAAAAGUACAUAAAGAGCCUAGAAACUCGGGCUCCGGUGACUGUAUGAAACAGGAAUAAAUAUUUAUUAAAUGAAAUAUUUUGUUU
Spodoptera litura is the source of this 1642-nucleotide messenger RNA. RefSeq lists its product as uncharacterized. The record is from RefSeq and is a predicted model, not a curated record. Gene Ontology annotation, cellular component: nucleus; chromatin; PcG protein complex. Gene Ontology annotation, molecular function: RNA polymerase II cis-regulatory region sequence-specific DNA binding; zinc ion binding; DNA-binding transcription factor activity, RNA polymerase II-specific. Gene Ontology annotation, biological process: regulation of transcription by RNA polymerase II. Lineage: Eukaryota; Metazoa; Arthropoda; Insecta; Lepidoptera; Noctuidae.